GUUUACGGUAUAUCACCGGUGCAACCUCGUCAGUUGUCCGGAACCAGACGGCAAUCAGCAAUUCAAACGCUCCAACAGUAAUUUAACGCUGCAAAAUUAGCGUGCUUCGUGAAUUUUGUAGCCAUGUCUUUCGAACUCGCUUUUGGUUUUCGUGUUGCCUCCAUUAUGGAAACUUUGACAGAAAAAGCCGUGCAAGACAUCUGUCAACUUAUGGGAGAAACUUAUGCUGCUCUUCGAGUGGAAAUGUUGCAUGAACAAAACCAAAGAUCGAUAAAGUUACAGGCGAUUGAAAAUAACAUCGAGAAUGAGAAGCCAGCGAACUGCAUGGAGAUAAUUCAAAAACCAGCUUCCCCAACAGGUUUGAGAGACUUCCCAGUCGUGGAGCAAAUCCUCAAUGAACAAGAGGCCAAUGGUCUUUGGCUAGAAGGUGAUCCUACUGUGGAAGACGAGGGUCCACCGUCACUGGUACCAGAGGAAGAACAGCCAUUGCAGCCUUUUGGUCAGAUGACAGACAUGGGGGCGGAGACAUGGCCUGCACCACCUGUCAUAAAACAGGAGGAAAUGGAUGAUGGCGACAUGGAGUCUCAAGGUUAUGGCAAGGAGAUUCGAGACACUCACAAGGCCAACCAGAAUAUCACAGGAGAAAGUGAUGAGCCAGACAGAAGUCCAGCCUCUGGGGGAUCCAGAGAACUUGGACUCGACGACUUCAAGAGAGAACAGAGUCCGUUGCUGGUGUCAGCUGAGGAUGCGCCGGCACCCACGAAGAAGAAAUGUAAAAAAAGGUUUGAGAAACUUCCAAUGGCCAAUGGUAUUUGGCAAGAACGUGAUCCUACUGUGGAAGAUAAAAGUCCGCCAUCACUGGUACCAGUGGGAGAAGGGCAAUCACAGGCCCUUAGUCAGACAACAGACAUGGGAGUGGAGACAUUGCCAGUACCACUGGUCAUAAAACAGGAGGAUGAUGACAUGGAGUUUCUAGGUUAUGGCGAGUGGAUUCCAGAGACUCACAAGGCCAACCAGAAUAUCGGGGGAGAAAGUGAUGAGGAAGAGAGAAGUCCAGCCUCUGGGAGAUCCAGAGAACUUGGACUCGACGACUUCAAGAGAGAACAGAGUCCGUUGCUGGUGUCAGCUGAGGAUGCAGCGGCACCCACAAAGAAGAAAUGUAAUAAUAUAAAAAUGUACACGUGUGAAGUAUGUGGUAAGAUUGAGACCAAGAAAGGCACAAUGACAAGUCACAUGAUAAAGCACACAGGGCUGCUCUUUAGCUGUGAUAUCUGUGGUGAGAAAUUCAAGUGUCGAGACUUCUUGACCAGACACAAGCGCUCCAAUCACUACACAGGGAUCAUCUACAGUUGCUCUGUGUGCGGAAAAACCUUCCGGCAGGCCACAUCUCGCGACACGCAUGAGCGUGGUCACACUGGAAAAAACUAUUGGUGUUCAGACUGUGGCGAGACGUUCAAGGAGCGCCAGGAUCGCGACACACAUGAUUGCAUUGUUUACAAGGGAGACCGGCCCUUCAGCUGCUCAGAGUGCAACGAGGACUUUCAAAGGCAGUACCAUCUCAAACAACACCAGCUGGAAAAACACCCUCUAAUGGUGGACCAGACUGUCCACUAUAAACUCAGAUGCUCUGUGUGUGGAAAAGUGUUCACGCACAUCAAAUGGUUAAUCAGGCAUGAGCGCACUCACAGGGGAAAAAAUGAGCGCAGGGAUAAUGACACACACGAGUCCUUUGUUGAAGAUCCUAUCAACAAACAACUUGAGUCAAAGGACCUAGAGGGUCAGUUUGGGUCAGUUGAGAGUUCUGAGGCACCCAUAAGGAGUGAAAUGAUACGGUACACCUGUGAAAUAUGUGGAAAAACUUGGGCGACUAAAAGUGGCAUGCGCAGUCACCUGGUAAUACACAAAAAGAAGCACUAUACCUGUGAUGUCUGUGGCAAGGUAUUUAGGCUCAAAUCUCUGUUCACAAUGCAUCAGCUCAGACACACUGGAUUUAAAAGUCAGUACCAGCUUGAAAAACACCCUUUAAAGUUGGAGCAGCCAUGUUCUGAUCAUGAUACUGCCAUGGUAGUUCAGGGAGCACAGCCUUCUACUGACAGUGACUUAAAGACAGAUAUGAGUGCCCUAGGUGGUUCAAGUUCAGGUCCCACAGACUAAGUUGAGCAACGAUCACAGUAACUGUCAAAAACGACGUGUUCCUAUAGAAGUCGAGGAAGCACAGCCUACGCCUGCCUGAAAAUGGCUGCUCCCUUUUUGUCCCCACUGAAGAUGACAAGUUAAAUGGCUUCAACUGAAUGAAGUUGUUUUGUAAAGUACAAAACAUUUACACAUGAAUAAAGGGCCAAUGGAGAGUGGGGAAAUAGUGUGUAGAACAGCUACGGGACUGGAAUUAGACGGGAGUGGCAGGGGAUUACAUAUGCGCAGAGAGGGGUGGGCUUCACUGCACAUCGUUCCUCAGGCACCUGGAUUAUCUUUUUAAGCAAUUAUUUGGUUCUAAUCCUCAUGUAAAUUUAUUUUAGGCUGAAUUUUGUUACAUGCAGCUUGGAUUUUUCCUUUCAUGCCAAUAAAACUUAUUUGAAUCUGGAGAGAA
This is a messenger RNA of Salvelinus fontinalis (brook trout), 2587 nucleotides long. RefSeq names its product zinc finger protein 892-like. NCBI's taxonomy places the organism in Eukaryota, Metazoa, Chordata, Actinopteri, Salmoniformes, Salmonidae. Gene Ontology annotation, molecular function: RNA polymerase II cis-regulatory region sequence-specific DNA binding; DNA-binding transcription factor activity. The record is from RefSeq and is a predicted model, not a curated record. Gene Ontology annotation, biological process: regulation of transcription by RNA polymerase II. Bases 124 to 2154 code for a protein of 676 amino acids. The transcript has 7 exons.